Zeugodacus cucurbitae (melon fly) is the source of this 2653-nucleotide messenger RNA. It is a transcript of the gene Sec15, whose product is annotated as exocyst complex component 6. The coding region runs from base 279 to 2549 and encodes 756 amino acids. The transcript is spliced from 3 exons. Gene Ontology annotation, biological process: exocytosis; intracellular protein transport; Golgi to plasma membrane transport. The record is from RefSeq and is a predicted model, not a curated record. Gene Ontology annotation, cellular component: exocyst; membrane. Lineage: Eukaryota; Metazoa; Arthropoda; Insecta; Diptera; Tephritidae.
UCUAAAUUUAUUGUGUCAACACAAUUUGUAAUAAAGUAAUUAUUUUUUUGUUUUUCUUAUCUUUAUUUUAAAAUCAAAUAAUGAACGUGUGACAAUUUUAUAUAAACGAUUAUGGUGCCUUCCACCUAACUAUCCUUUAUUUCAAAAUAGCUAUUGCGAAUCAGCUAUUGUAAAAGAAGUAGAUUUUUUCUGAUUAGACUCAUAAGCUGUACUAAUUUAUAUUGACCGGCCAAAUAAAAUAUAAAUUUUUUUUUAAAUAAGUAAAUAAACAUAAAAUAAUGUCAAAAGUAACGGUGCAGGACAUUGAAGCUGUGGACGAUUAUUGGGGGCCCACUUUUCGGUCGAUUUUAGAAGGCAACAACACUGAGUCACUUUCUGAACAAUUGGAUCAGCGUAUACGCAGUCAUGAUAAGGAUAUUGAACGCAUAUGCAAUCUGUAUUACCAAGGAUUCAUCGAUUCGAUACAAGAACUGUUGCAAGUACGCACACAGGCUAAACAAUUGCAUGAAGAAGUUCAUACACUCGAUAGAUCGUUGCAACAAAUAAGUGCAUCUGUGUUACAGCAAGGACAAGAUUUAGUUCGUGCUCGUCAAAUUGAAUCAAAUUUAGCAAGCGCUAUUGAUGCACUACAAGCAUGUCUCCCUGCGCUCGAGUGCUACAUCAAAUUUACUCAACAAGCAAACAAUAAACAGUAUUAUCAAUCACUUCGCACAUUGGAGACGUUGGAAUCGCAGCAUUUGGUUGGUUUGAAUAACUAUCGUUUUGCCACCCAAAUACGCCAAGCUAUACCAGUUAUUAAAGAAAAUAUAAGACGUUCUGCGGAGUCAGAAUUUCGCGAAUUCCUCGAAAACAUUAGAAAGUUUUCUCCCAAAAUUGGGGAGGUUGCUAUCACGCAUACUAAGAAAUUACAAAAACUUGAUAUCAAUGCAAUUAUUGAGGAACACAAGCUAUUGCGGCAACAGGAUAAUCGUGAUGAAGAAAACAAUUUAAGUGCACAAGAUUUGAUAGAUUUCUCCCCAAUAUAUCGUUGCUUACACAUUUACAUGGUGUUAGGACAGCGUGAAUAUUUUGAAAAAGAUUAUCGCCAACAGCGGCGCGAUCAGUCGAAGUUAGUUUUGCAACCACCACCGGGUAUGCAUGACAAUUUGGAGGCCUACAAAACUUACAUUUGUGCUAUUGUUGGGUUUUUCAUUGUGGAAGAUCACGUGAAAAAUACAGCUGGCGAUGUGGUAACAACUUCAUAUUUGGAAGAUUUAUGGUCAACAUCUUUAACGAAAUUUGUUAACGAGAUUAGCAUGGCGUCAUCAUCUUGUACAGAUCCAAAUAUUUUGCUACGCAUAAAAAACCUAAUUAUGCUCUCUAUAAAUACUUGUAAAUGUUACGGAUACACAGUGAAUAUGCUAUUCGAAUGUCUACACAAUAUGCGUGAUCACUACAAUGAGGUUUUAUUGCAACGCUGGGUUCACGUCUUCCGCGACAUUUUGGAUAAGGAGCAAUUUCAGCCUAUGAUUGUUGAAAAUCAAGAAGAAUAUGAGUCUAUUAUAGAACGCUUUCCAUUCCACUCGGAACAAUUAGAGAAUGCGGCGUUCCCUAAGAAGUUCCCCUUCUCUCGUAUGGUACCCGAAGUCUAUCAUCAGGCCAAGGAAUUCAUGUAUGCGUGUAUGAAAUUCGCCGAAGAGCUGACACUUUCUCCUAACGAAGUUGCGGCAAUGGUGCGCAAAGCCGCGAAUUUAUUACUGACUCGCAGUUUCAGUGGUUGCCUCUCUAUGGUAUUUCGCAAUCCCAGCGUUGCGCUACCACAACUAAUACAAAUUAUAGUUGACACACAGUAUUUGGAAAAGGCUGGCCCAUUCUUAGAUGAAUUUGUUUGCCACAUGACCAAUACGGUGAGUAAUAUUUCGCAAACACCAUCGGCUAUGUUCCAUGUAGCUCGACAAGAAGCUGAAAAACAGGUUGGCGUACGUAUUUGUUCCAAAAUUGAUGAAUUCUUUGACUUGGCGGCAUAUGAUUGGCUACUUAUCGAACCACCAGGCAUCGCAUCCGCCUACAUCACCGACAUGAUUUCCUAUUUAAGAAGUACUUUUGAUAAUUUUGCUUUCAAAUUGCCCGGCAUUGCGCAAACGGCUUGUCGGCGCACAUGUGAGCAUAUUGCAAACAAAAUCUACGAUAUACUCUACGAUGAGGAAGUGAAACAAAUAUCAACCGGUGCACUACAACAGAUUAAUUUGGAUCUUUUGCAAUGCGAAUUCUUUGCAGCGUCCGAGCCUGUGCCGGGACUGCGUGAAGGCGAGCUUUCUAAAUAUUUUCUAAAAAAUCGUCAACUCUUGGACCUACUUACGAUGGAGGAGUGGAGUACGUAUUUACACGAUUACGGCAAGCAAGAAAAUCGCUAUCAUUUAGUGCAUCCACAAUCGAUUAUUGUUAUUUUGGAAAAAAUACGCGAGGCCGAUAAGAAAACAAUGUUUUCGGUAUUACGUAAAAAUGACAAAAAGAAGCUCUUGGAUACAGUGUUGAAACAACUGAAACAUCUCACUGAACGACAGAAUUAAACUGUUGGACAACUUGCGGCCGACAGCAGUCCAGCAGUUUUGUUCAAAAUGUAUAGAAAAUAAAAGAAUUUAUAAAUAAUUUUCUUAAAAAUCAAAAUGCUUUA